Molecule: messenger RNA, 2760 nt
Organism: Oreochromis aureus
Lineage: Eukaryota; Metazoa; Chordata; Actinopteri; Cichliformes; Cichlidae
Product: golgin subfamily A member 6-like protein 2
Exons: 2
Coding region: 1214-2266 (350 amino acids)
Source: RefSeq, a predicted model, not a curated record
UAUUCACCUCUCAUUCUGAAGAUGGGAAAACUUCCGUCCCAUUAACAAAACCCCGGCAUCCGACGUAACAGGUCUUUUUAUUUUCUCUGCCAGCCUUCUCAAUAAUGGGCCACAACUUGCUCCGGCGCUCCCUCUCUUGUCAGGAAAGGUCCUCAGCAAACUUCAGGUCCUGGUUGUCCUUUAAGAAUGGAGAUGUCUUAGCUGCUUUCCACAGGCCAUCUCUGGUUCUGCGGGAGAUGAACUGGAUGAUAAUAGGUCUGGGACUGGUGUUGUUUGGGCGUUUGGAGCCGACCCCGAUGUACGGUGUCAAUGGUGUCAUAAAGUUAAUUUUUACAUUCAGGCAACACAACCUGACAAAUCUCAACAGCAACUCUCCAUGUAUCCUCCUGUUGCUCUUCUUUGACACCAAACAGCCUGAGGUUCCACCGUCUGAAGUAUCGCUGGAGAUCUGUGAUUCUUUGCUGGUUUUUAUCCAUACGCUCUUCCUCUUUGGAGAUUUUCUGCUCCAAAGUGCCCACUCUGCAUUUGACAUCUUUUAUCUCUUCACGUGCAAAGUCCACAGUUUUUCUGAUCCAGGUCAUCCAUUCUUUCGUUUAUUAGCUUUGACAGAGUUUCAACAAUAUCCACGCUAUCUACCUUUGAAUGCAACGCUGUCUUUGGCGCCGGAGACUGGCUGGGUGAGACGGGUAGAGGUGGAAACUCGUCCAUUACGUCCUCGAUAAUUGGGAGAGGUAGUGAAAGAGCCGUGUAGUGAUGGCAGUUAUCAAGCAGUGGGUUUACCGACCCGGCUGUUUGGCUAGCAUUAGCCUUUAGUAGUAGCUUCGUCCUGGAGCUAGCCGAGGGUCUUUUAUUGUCACGCUGUGACAUUUUGUCGCUUUAUUGAUCAAAAUCAGUCCUUUUCUGGCUUAAAUACCGAAAACGCUUCUGAGGUCUGAGUUGACACAGUGUUCCUACGGUAUUAUAGCGUUACAUUUGCUAAGCUGGGGAGUAAGCGUGCACUUACUCCGCCAUCUUGGAACGCCCCCUCGCUCUUUGAUCCUUUGACCUUCAAAGGACCAUUCUGACGUCACGGUCGACUUCACGGUCUCUCGAGUCCUUAAAUAGGGGAGCUCCUUUAACAGUUUACAUUGGAGCAUUUUCAGAAACAGCCAGUUGUUUUAGACAAAGCGAAUACGUAUUUAACCUGUGACACCGUGCUUUAAACCUUUAAAAAAUGUCACAGGAAUCAUUAGAUAACUUACCUUCUGGAAGCGAUAGUGGAUUGGAAUCACUCAGGCUGCGGCUUCAGGCUUUUAAUAUGAGACUGUCUCAGGAUCACGAACACUCAAGGCUAAAUUCUGAGAUCAGCAGUAUAAUUGUUACUCAGCUGUCUGACGUUAGAAGGGACAAAGAUCGAAUCAGCAAAGAGUAUAAAGACAGUAGGAGAGCUAACAGGGAAGAGACAGAAAAACAUUGGGAACAAAACACAGAACUCACAACAAGAUAUGAAGAUAUCAAAACAAAAAACGCAGAACUCAGAAGAGAGUACGAAAAUAUUACAAAAGAAGACACAGAACUCAGGGAAGAAAAUGUAGAACUCAGAAGAGGGCACGAAAAUAUUACAAAAGAAGACACAGUACUCAGGGAAGAAAAUGCAGAACUCAGAAGAGGGUACGAAAAUAUUACAAAAGAAGACACAGAACUCAGGGAAGAAAAUGCAGAACUCAGAAGAGGGUACGAAAAUAUUACAAAAGAAGACACAGAACUCAGGGAAGAAAAUGCAGAACUCAGAAGAGGGUACAACAAUAUUACAAAAGAAGACACAGAACUCAAGGAAGAAAAUGCAGAACUCAGAAGAGGGUACGAAAAUAUUACAAAAGAAGACCCAGUACUCAGGGAAGAAAAUGCAGAACUCAGAAGAGGGUACGAAAAUAUUACAAAAAAAACCGCAGAACUCAAGGAAGAAAACGCAGAACUCAGAAGAGGGUACGAAAAUAUUACAAAAAAAAACGCAGAACGCAGGGAAGAAAAUGCAAAACUCAGAAGAGAGUACGAAAAUAUUACAAAAGAAAACGCAGAACUCAGGAAAACUGUGGAAAAUCAUCAGCGCCUAGUGGAAGAAGCACAGUGUAUAAUAAAUAGAAAUGCUCCUGAACCUGAGGAGGCUGAGACCCAUGGUUCGUGGUGUCAUGGUGCCAAACGCCUACUUAAAGUAGGUUUAGGUCUUGCCACAGCGGCCAUUGUUGUUCCUGCAGCUUGCUGGGCCAUCUCAAAGCUUUUCCGCUAAAGUGAAUGUCCCGCUCUGUGGGAUCAUGAUAAUAAUCAUGAUCCCACAGAGCGGGGAUCGCUACAAUUGUGGAUUCUGGUCCACAUCCACAAUUACAGCCCUACUGUAAUUGUGGAUGUGGACCAGAAACCCCUUAAAAACAGUAAUGAUGUUUUCCAGCCACAUUCCACCUUCAUCCUGGCGCUGUUCCCGCUGGUGCAGGGUCUGCUCUUCGGCAAAGGUUUCUCAAUUUGCUUCUGUCCAAGGUGUCCUCAGACGAUGCGUUAACGGUCUUAAUGUCUUCCUUGAUUUUGUCCAUCCACCGUUUCUUCGGUCUGCCUCGAGGCCGGCGCCCUUCUGGGUCGAUCCUCAUAGCCAUUUUUGGUACAGAGUUCUCAUCGCUUCGAAUCAUGCGUCCAUACCACCUCAGGUGGGACUCGAGCAUCUUUUGGACUCCAGCCACAGCCCACCAGCCUGUCAUAAAUUCUGUGCUCUCCUUUAUGUUUGAUUUUAUU